This is a messenger RNA of Clupea harengus (Atlantic herring), 1151 nucleotides long. Its product is annotated as claudin-20. The record is from RefSeq and is a predicted model, not a curated record. NCBI's taxonomy places the organism in Eukaryota, Metazoa, Chordata, Actinopteri, Clupeiformes, Clupeidae. Gene Ontology annotation, molecular function: structural molecule activity. Gene Ontology annotation, cellular component: bicellular tight junction; membrane.
CCCAGCUAGGGCUCUCAGAAUCUCCUGUGUGAUCUUCAUGGUGAGGACACAUACACACACACACACACACACACACGCAACACAGGCGCAGAGGCAGAGGACAUUCAUUAAGGCUGUUAACCACCUGGGCCCAAAACGUGACAUCUGAAGGUUAACAUCCUCCAAGCGACUACAGCAAUCAACCUGACGCGUCAUAACACCCGCUGCACCAGUCGAGGAACUGCAGCCGCCACAGCCGAGGAGCCAAGGGGCUGAGCGACCACUGCCAGGUCCUGCAGACGGAAGAGAGAAGGUGGGGGGGGUGGCUGGCGGCUCCGUGGGGCGGUGCAGGCGGUGCCACCAAGGGUACCUGCUCUCGGCUGUGGAUGCUGCCCUCUGGGGACGGCCCGGGGAUGGCCUCGCCCGGCAUGCAGAUUAUCGGCUUCGUGCUGGCGCUGCUGGGCAUCAUGGGGGCAACACUGGCCACGAUGCUGCCCAACUGGAAGGUGAGCGCCGACGUGGCCUCCAACAUCAUCUCCGCCAUCACGCAGAUGCAGGGCCUGUGGAUGGACUGCACCUGGUACAGCACGGGCGUCUUCAGCUGCACGCUCAAGUACUCGGUGUUGGCGCUGCCCGCCUACCUGCAGACGGCGCGCACCACCAUGGUGCUGUCGUGCGUGCUGGCCGCGUUUGGCCUUUGCCUGGCCUCCCUGGGACUCAAGUGCACGCGCUGGGGGGGCGGCCGGCGCUCUAAGCAGCACUCGGCCAUGGCCAGCGGCGGCUGCUUCCUGAUGUCCGGCCUGCUCUGCCUGGUGCCUGCCUGCUGGUUCACCGACGAGGUCAUAAAGAACUUUCUGGACUCCAACGUGCCGCCCAACAACAAGUUCGAGCCGGGCGGCGCUCUGUACGUGGCCUUCGUGUCGGCCGGCUUCCUGCUGGCGGGCGGCUCCAUCUUCUGUGCCACCUGCUCGGGCAAGCGGCAGGGGCCCCGCGACCUCAUCCUGCUGCCCCCCGACAAGCUGCUCCUGCAGCAGCAACAGCAGCUCCUCCAUCAGCAGCAGCAAGACCAGCUCCAGCACCAGUACUGCUCCCUCUCCCCCAUGGACAACAAAACGGGCUACAGCCUGCAGGACUACGUGUGAGAUCAGAGACAAGAGAAGCAUUCACGCACC